CAUGGAUCAACAAAUUAAAAAAGUAUUUCAUACGGCUUUGGUCUUAGUUCCUCCAAAGCAAUGUAUAGAUUAAAUAUAACUUCUCAGGAAACAAUACGAUAAAGCGUACGAAAGAUGGAUGCCUCAUGUCAAUUUGUGUUUUCCUUUUGCAGAUCCUGCCUAAUUUGAAUAAGUUUUCUAAGCACUUCAGAAUCAUUUGAGUAAGAAAUUAUACCAUUUCAAACUAGAGGAUUUUCCUGCUUUCUAAGUUCGGUUAAGAGAAUUUAAUCAUUUUCAACAUGGCAAAAAUUGUGUUAUGUGGUUAAACCCAGAAUCUGAAAAUGAUGGAAUCUAAAAGUUAUACCAAGAAAUCUUAAAGGUCUAUCCCUAAUUGGAUGAUCUUAAUAAAAAAUCAGAACAUGGCUUUUAACCUCAUAUAACAAUUGGAUAGUUUGGAACAAAUCAGAUUGAAUAGAGAAAAAAAGCAUUCCAACCUUAAUUUUAGGAAGUCCAAUUUCAAUGUUAAGAGAUACACAUGAUUAGCAGGAAUGGAUAAGAUGAUCCAUUUUAAAUAAUGCAUACCAUCAAGUAAGUUUAUGAUCUGAUCGUUUAGAUUCAAGACUGAGAAUCCAUAAGCCUAUGAAUAUCCAGGUUAAAAAUGAAUAUAAAUAAUUAUU
Molecule: messenger RNA, 656 nt
Organism: Paramecium octaurelia
Lineage: Eukaryota; Ciliophora; Oligohymenophorea; Peniculida; Parameciidae
Source: the annotation of a GenBank genome assembly